ACACGACUUGCUCCAAAGAGCCGAGCAAAAUAUAAGAUGAAAACGACGAGGGAGAUGGAGCCUAAAUAACGUAAAACACUGAGCUUAAAACGUCUUGGUCAUUUCUCCAAACAGUCAUAAUGGACGAAUCAAAUCUGGAUCCCUUCAGCGAAGAGAAGGCGGAGAGAAAAUUUUUGGAAUCAAAGCCAACAUGUUUCAUAAUGAUCGGAAAACCGGGCUCUGGAAAGACCACACUGGCAAAGAAACUGGCACAGGCCUGGAAAUGUGAAUUUAUCAAUGGCACUGAAGUGGUUAACAUGGCAAUUGAAAUGCAGACAGAACUUGGAGUCAAGGCUCAAGAGAUCCUUCUGAGAGGUGAAGCCAUUCCAGAAGAGCUUGUCACCAAGCUACUGAUAGAAAAGGUGUACUCACCAGAGACUGCACACCAUGGAUAUAUUUUAGAUGGCUUCCCCUCGCUGAAUGAAGACUGGCUGUCUUUAGCAGACCAACUGGAACUAGUCAAGAAUCUCCCCAUGACACCUGACUUCAUUAUCAACCUAAAGAUUCCGGAUAAAGACCUUGAAGUACGGAGAUUAACUCAAAAGCUGGACCCACUGACUGGUCAGAUAUAUACCAAGGCAGAGUACGCCCCUGAAAACCCACCACCACUACUUGGGGAAGACGAAGGAGGGGAAGAAGAGGAAGAAGGCGGGGAUGAAGAAGAUGAAGAGGAGGAAGAAGAGGUGGACGAAGAAUACCCUGAGGAUGAGGAAAGAGAGGAGAUCAGUCCCGAGCUUCUGUUACGAUUAGCGACUCGACCAGAGGACCUUCCACAGAACGUCACAGCCAGCAUCAAACACUACAGGGAGAUGGUUCUCAGAACACUGGAGGACUACAUGGCUGAUCACGACCAGCAGAAGGUCAUAGAACUGGAUGCGAACGAACCUCCGAGAGUGCUUUUUAAGAAUCUCAUGAUGAAGUUGAACACCUUCGUGUUAAACCGCGCUCUCGUCCCGCUACGACUUCAAGGUGGCGAAGACGCCGAAGAGAUCUCUGAUGAUACAGACACGGAUGACCUACUACGCACGCUCGCAGCGACAGAGAUGACUGCACCGAAGUUCCGUUGGCGUCGCAGCAAAUGGGGCCGCAUAUGUCCUGUUGGCUUGAAGGAUGGCAAUGUGUUACAAGGAGUCGCACAGUUUUCAGUCAGCUUCCUAGACAAGUUGUACAUCAUGUCAUCCAGCGAAUCACUGGCGGAGUUCAUGCGUAACCCAAGACCUUACCUCGCCCCACACCUCCCACGGCCACCCUGCAAAGUGUGUGUCCUUGGGCCACCCCACUCUGGCAAAACACUGGUUGCUAAGCAACUGGCUGAACGCUACAAUGCCAAAGUUUUGGACGUUGACGAGCUGAUCAAGCCUCGACGUGAUGCCGCAAAGAAAAAGAUGCUUGACGAAACACGUGACGAGGCAAUUUCGUCAGCGAUAUCUAAAGUGACAGCUGCUAGGCAACAGGAACAGGCGGAGGACGAAGAGAAAGGGAGCGCAGAGAAAACAGCAGAAGAAGAAGAAGAAAAAGGAAGCGAGGAGGAGAAAGCCGAGGAAGAAACCAAGCAUGAGAACGAGGGUGAGGGCGAAGGGGAAGAGAGGAACUCAGAAGAGAAGGAAGAAGGCGAGAAAGACGAAGAAAAAGGUAAAGAAGAAGAGGACCAAGAUGUCGAGAGUAAAGCAGACAGCGGCGAGUCAACCACCGCCCCUGAGGAGGUCCCGGUCGAGGAACCCAAGAAGGUUGAGAUCCCCAUCGAUGCUAGCCACCCGGAGGUUGUUAAAAUGGUCGAACAAGUCAUGGUUGAUGCAGAGAAGAAAGAGCCUGAGCUGGCACCUGAGGAGUAUGUGUCGGUGCUUGAGGAGGCGAUACAGGCGCGUUGCGAGGAGCUAAUCAAGAUGAGAGAGCAUGACCCAAAUGGUCCAAGUUUCGGUGGAUACGUAAUCGAUAACUUCCCGCGAUCUCGCGAGCAGUUCUCGGCGAUGGUGGAGCGCGGUAUUAUCCCGGAUGACGUAGUGAUCUUGCGUGACGAGAGUGACAAUGGCGAGUUUCUACUGAAGCGCUGGUACGCUAACAACAAGGAAGAAUUGCACAAGGUCUGGGAAGCGAGGCGAGCUGAGCUUCGGGCGAAGUUGGAAGCUGAGCGCCUGGAGAAGGAGCGACUUGAGCGUGAGGAGGCAGAGCGUAAGGCUGAGGAAGAAGCCAUGCGGAAGGCAGAGGAGGAAGCGGCUAGGCUGGCUGCAGGGGAGGAGGAAGGUGAAGGAGGGGAAGCAGGCGAAGUGGCAGCAGCGGCGGACGAGGAAAGGAACCAGGAAGAAGCAGACAAUGCUAAAGAUGAAGAUGAAAAGGGCGAUGUGUCCUCGGAGGCAGCAUCCCCCGGCCCGAAGCCGUCAGAACUCAGCCGUCCUUCCGACGCAGAGCUAGCCCUCGAGGAACUACCGCUAGACAGAGACACACCACCUGAAACGCCAGAGACGGAAGCGUUCAAGCAGCUAAGGACUGGGUACGAGCGAGACUUCCCACAGCUAUUAGCCGUGAUCAAAGGGGCGAAUAACAUUGAACCAGUGAACAUCAGCGUAGAGAAAGAGAUAGAGGCGUUGCGCCAGGAGGUCAUCAAGAAGAUUGAAGCGCCGUAUAACUACCGCGGUUGGGAGUACACCGGAAUGGACCAGGACGAGGAGGAAGAGGACGCUGCGGAGGAAGAGGAAGAAGAAGAAGAAGAGGACGAGGGCCCUUUCAACCGCGAGCGUAAGAAGAUCUUUGGCGACACCAAGCACUACUGCCCUGUCAUGCUCAAGGAGAAGAACGUCCUCUGUCCGGGCAUGACUGAUUGUGCGGCUAAAUACAGAGAACGGACCUACUUCUUUUCAUCCCUCGAGGCGCGUGGGCAGUUUCUAGAGAACCCGGAGGCUUAUCUACCGGACAACCAGGCGCUAAAGCCGCCACCCAUUCGCCUCAUGAUCGUCGGACCCAAAGGCGCCGGGAAGACCCUACAUGGCCGCGAACUGGCACGAAAACUUGGUCUUUUUCACAUCUCGUUCAGGGAACGUCUUCAAGAGCUUAUCAUCGCUAAGACAAAGAAGAAGAUCGGACCGGAGUACGAUGACGAAGAGGAGGAGGAGGGCGACCAGGCGAUUACGGCGCCCGAGGGACUCGAAGGGACUGUAGAUAACGGUGCUUCCGAAAGUAACGGCAAGUCUUCAGAAGAUGGCGAGGAAGGAGGAGAGGGUGAGGAAGGAGCUGAGAAGGAACCGGAAGCGGAACUGACGGAAGACGAGGAGAACAUCAAGUCCUACCUCAUGGAUGGUGAGCAACUCCCCAACGAGACGCUCGAGAAGAUCCUGACUUCUUGGUGGCAUGAAGACCCCUUCAAGAAAACUGGUUUUAUCCUGGAGGGUUUCCCAAGCUCGGAGUCCGAGGCCCGGUUUUUGGCCAGUUCAGGACUAUUUCCGGACGCUACGGUGCUGUUGGCCGUGGAGGACACGCACAUCGCGGACCGGCUGCUGCCGCCACUGCUUGACAAAUGGAGAAAGAAGAGGGACAAGAGAGUGGCGGAAAAAGAACGAGUCAAGGCUGCCGCUCGCAAACAAAAGGAAGAGGAGAGAGCCCGUCGUCGGGAGGAAAAGCUCGCUGAAUUCGCUGCCAGAAGAGCGGAAAGAGCGGCCCGCAUGGCAGCACGUGACAGUGACGAUAGUGACGAAGAAGCAGCAGACGAGGAGGAGGAAGAGGAGGACAUUGAAACUGCCCUGGACGCGGAAUUCGAAGAGGAGGAAGAAGACAUGGACGAAGAAGAGGAAGAGAGCGAGGAAGACGCCACAGAACGCCUCAAGACAGAGAUCGGUGACCGCUAUGACGAGGAAACCGGUAGGCUAGCGGUCGUUCAGGAAACACUGGAAGAGCUUCUCAUCCCACGCCUCGAGAUCAAUGGUGGACGCAAACCUCGGAUAGUUCGAUACUGCAUCGAGAAGGCGCUCCGACCAGUUAUCGAUUACCGCGAGAGUCUGUUUGACAGGUGUUUUGCAAUCGAUAUGUUCUUGGCGAAUAAAAUGAUCGUUACUGGGUACAAGUUUCCGAGUCGCUUCGGCCGUUGGUGUCCUGUCAAGUUGAUGAGCGGGGAAGUGAUUCAGCCUCAAUAUGGGUCGGGCCUACCCGCCUACCCUGUAGUGUAUCGCCAGCACGUGUACUUCUGCUGUAGCGAGGAGGCGAGGGACGAGUUUGUGCUGUGCCCGGCAAAAUACCUCAAGCAGCCGUCGCCAAAACCUGUGGUCCCCAUCCGCAUAGCAAUCAUAGGACCACCCAAGUCAGGAAAAACCACACUGGCAAAGCGUUUUACGGCUGAGUAUGGUGUUGUGCGGUUAUCUAUCGGAGAGGCGAUACGCAAAGUACUCAACAACCAAUCACACACGGAGUUGGCACGACAGAUCAACUUGCACCUACGCGCCGGCAACACGGUCCCAGAUGAGCUAGCAGUACAGGCGCUAGAGAUAGCCCUCCUGAACAUGCACUGCCAAACAAGAGGCUUUGUUCUGGACGGGUACCCGCUGACCGCAAGGCAAGUUGAGCUCAUGACCGAGCGUAAGAUCAUCCCUGUCAAGGUCCUGGAACUCAGAGUCACAGAUGAGGAGGUCAUACGCAGAGGAAUAGCAGACAGAAAUGACCCUGCAAGGCUGCUCCCCCUUCACGACAGUCACCAGAUCCUCGCGAUCAGACUGAACUGCUGGCAGAAGGAGGUUGCGGCCGUGAGGGACUGGUACGAGCAUGAGCACCGGAACUGGUCCUUGCUAGAUGGUCAGCGGUCAAAGUGGAAGGUCUGGAACGAGGCUCUAGAAGAAGCAAGGCAGUCUGUGCGACAGAUCCAGAUCUAUUUGCACAGAAUAUCCUCAGGCAGGGCUGCCUCUAUCACAGACAUGUGUAUCACGCAGAAAGAGUUGUUGGCCCGUCUUGGCGACUUCUCUCAGUACUGCCCUGUCAGUCUCGCAGACAAAGGGGAGUUGGUGGAUUGCUCUAUUACUCCCUCCCUUGAGUUCGCCGCAGAGUUUCGCGGGCGCUAUUACAAGAUGGCCUCAAGGGCCGAACUUGAGAAGUUCCUCGCGGACCCUACACGAUAUGUUCCCCCGAAUGCACCUCGACCCUUGCCCUCACCGGAUAUGCUCCCUAAGAGAAGGUCGGCUGCUGACGUAAAGGCGAUGUUCCCUAUACAGAUAGAGCUACAGGGUUACUGUCCCGUCACUUUCUGGGACGGUAAACAAAGAUACGAGCACAUAGUCCCCGGAGACCCAGAGUUGGUUGUGGAGUAUCGCGGUAAGAUCUACUACUUGGAGUCGGAGAAGAAGCUUGACAAGUUUAUGAGGCUACCUGAACUCUACCAUGGACUCAAGCUUCCCAACAAACUACCGCCCAAGAAAGACCCGCUCUCCGUGUCGUCGCUCCCGAUGCUCGGUUAUAUGGAGCAGACCGUUUCAACCGCUAUCACUAAAGCGCUCACCGAGGUUGGCUGCGUCAAACCGAAGUACCCUUACCUAGACGCCAAGAGAUCCGCCUUACUCUACGUUGCAUACCAUCUCAAAGCGUACAACCCCAAAAGCAGCGAGUACGUGCGAAAGAAAUACAAGCAAAAACUUCAAAAAUUCGAGGAGCAAUGUGAACUAAUCAAAUACUUAGGACAGGAAAUGACGUCAUUGUAUCGUGAACCGGAAGAGAGACCGAUUGACUUUGACCACAAACUGACUAACUUCCUCGCUCUGAAGGGCUUGGAACCGAAUAUGACAUGGUGCGCUUAACUAGAGAUGAGUCUGGUUAUUAAUGCGCAUGAUCGGAACUAAAAUUGUCAUUUCUUCGCUGGUCUUGUUGGAAUAGUCAGUCAGUGUUGAGAUACGUAUUUAUGUUUCAUGUUAUGGUCGUUUCUAGGUUUGUUUAAACAGCUAUUUUUCCAUUUUUUAAUGAAAAAUAACGUCUGUAAAUAGGUAAGAAUUUCGUAUAGACGUGGUGGUAUUGUAAAUAACAGAAGAAUAAACUAUCGUUUGCUUAUAAA
Molecule: messenger RNA, 6055 nt
Organism: Nematostella vectensis (starlet sea anemone)
Lineage: Eukaryota; Metazoa; Cnidaria; Anthozoa; Actiniaria; Edwardsiidae
Product: adenylate kinase 9-like
Exons: 32
Coding region: 120-5804 (1894 amino acids)
Biological process (GO): nucleobase-containing compound metabolic process
Cellular component (GO): cytoplasm; mitochondrion
Molecular function (GO): ATP hydrolysis activity; AMP kinase activity; ATP binding
Source: RefSeq, a predicted model, not a curated record